AAGCAAAGACUCUACUUGAGACAAUGUAUAUAGGAGGUAGUGAUGCAAAGCCAAAUAGUUCUGAAAUACAGGGAAUAAAGCAUAUUUUAAACAGGCCUAAAAAUGACCCCAUAGACUUUCUACCAGAAGAUGACAUUGCAUCAAUGAGAGAUGUUUUUGAUGUGAUGGAUGACAAUGAAAUUCUCACAAGGCAGCUAGCUAGUGGAACAGAUACUUACAAGCAGCCCGUGGAAGGUCGUAGUCGCGACGGUGGAUUACGUUUGGCGAAAUGGAACGUUGUAGUUGGUUUAGAUGUUCGGCGAAAUGGAACAGUCAAUAAAGCGCGGUUUAUCGACCACAUAACCGACGAAAGUUCAAUAUAA
Molecule: messenger RNA, 362 nt
Organism: Paraglomus brasilianum
Lineage: Eukaryota; Fungi; Glomeromycota; Glomeromycetes; Paraglomerales; Paraglomeraceae
Source: the annotation of a GenBank genome assembly